AUGCGUGGGCUGACUGCAAAGAUGCCAAAGAACCUUUUAUCAUUUAUUCGCUUGUGCGUGCUCCUGCUAGGCUUUGCCGUUAUCUGCUCCGGAGCCUUUUGCAUCUCGACAGGCUCCUCUACCUGCAAAUGCAAUAAUGUGCCUAUUGAAUAUUUCCUUUUGCCAUUGGGGUUUCUCCUUCUCAUCUCUGGAAUUUUCUGGAGCACUUAUCACGAGGCCAGCAAACACAAGAGCUUAUUCCACAGAAUUAUCCAGCGAAAUCCUAGAUUUCAAGAUAGUCACAUCACUACUAUAGACAGGCCUGACUUCUACCCCCCAUCUUAUGAAGACAGCACUGAUCCUGGAAAGCAGACAUUCCCACUGCCAGAUUGCCUACUGGAAGGAGAAAUGGUUUCCUACAACAUACCUCCCCCACUAUACACAGAGAGCAGUCUGCAAUUCAUUGAGGAGACCAGCUCUCAGGAACAGCAGCCACCAUCAUAUGAAGUUUCCGUGCAGCAACAGCAAGCCACUGAACUUGAUUCGGCACUUCAACAGACUUCUAAUGUGUCUGUGGCAUAGUCCUAAUCAAACAGAUGCCAAAGGACAUACAGAAGAGUUAAACUGUAUCUACUGUUGAGGGAUAACAGCAACAGAUUUCUUGUGAAAAUGCCCUGAGCUUUAGACUGGCCCACACCUUGAAGGAAGCCCACCAGGGCAGUGGAAACCAUGAAGACCAGCACUGCAAGUUUGAUGGAGAAAACCUAGCCAGAUCUACUCAGAAGAAAGUCCCACAACUCAAUGGGACUUCCUCCCAGGAAACUGUUUUUAGGAUUGCAGCCUUGAAGUCAUUAAAAUCCCAUAUUUAUCCAUCAAUUUCAUCUUCUUUUAAUGUUGGUUAAUGGUAGAUUAGAAAAUAUCUUGGUUCGUUAUAUAACAGCUGGCAUUUAUUUGCUGUUGUGUAAGGCAUUUGCACUGUGGCUGAAGCUAUCUCGUUUACAUAUUGGUUAAUAUUGUAUUGCAUUAACUUUUUACAAUAAAAUUUUGUAUUUUU
Sphaerodactylus townsendi is the source of this 1033-nucleotide messenger RNA. It is a transcript of the gene TMEM252, whose product is annotated as transmembrane protein 252. NCBI's taxonomy places the organism in Eukaryota, Metazoa, Chordata, Lepidosauria, Squamata, Sphaerodactylidae. Bases 1 to 561 code for a protein of 186 amino acids. The record is from RefSeq and is a predicted model, not a curated record. The transcript is spliced from 3 exons.